Messenger RNA from Populus nigra (black poplar), 1225 nucleotides. Its product is annotated as expansin-A8-like. NCBI's taxonomy places the organism in Eukaryota, Viridiplantae, Streptophyta, Magnoliopsida, Malpighiales, Salicaceae. The record is from RefSeq and is a predicted model, not a curated record. The transcript is spliced from 3 exons. Gene Ontology annotation, biological process: plant-type cell wall organization. Gene Ontology annotation, cellular component: extracellular region. The coding region runs from base 76 to 828 and encodes 250 amino acids.
UCCUUUCCUUAGCACUAAGCGUCCACAAAUUAACUCUCCCUCUCCUCGCCUGAUAGAUACACCUUACCAGCAACAAUGACAAUGGCAGCUACUAUCUCUCUUCUCUUGUUUGCGCUCCACUUGUGCCUUAGAGGCACUUAUGGGGACUCCGGAGGGUGGCAAGGUGGCCAUGCCACUUUCUAUGGCGGGGGUGAUGCUUCUGGGACAAUGGGAGGUGCUUGUGGGUAUGGCAAUUUGUACAGUCAAGGGUAUGGUACUAACACUGCAGCACUUAGUACUGCCCUUUUCAACAAUGGCUUGAGCUGUGGUUCUUGUUAUGAGAUGAGAUGUGACAAUGAUCCCAAAUGGUGCCUCCCUGGGUCCAUCACCGUCACAGCCACUAACUUCUGCCCCCCCAACUCUGCCUUGUCUAAUGACAACGGUGGCUGGUGUAAUCCUCCCCUCCAGCACUUUGACAUGGCUGAGCCAGCUUUCUUGCAAAUUGCUCAAUACAGAGCUGGAAUUGUACCAAUCUCAUUCAGAAGGGUCCCCUGUGUCAAGAAAGGAGGAAUAAGGUUUACCAUCAAUGGACACUCUUACUUUAAUUUGGUGUUGAUCACAAACGUUGCUGGAGCAGGAGAUGUUCAUUCAGUGUCGAUCAAGGGUUCUAAGACAGGGUGGCAAGCUAUGUCAAGGAACUGGGGCCAGAACUGGCAAAGCAAUUCUUACCUCAAUGGCCAAAGUCUUUCUUUCCAAGUCACCACAAGUGAUGGUAGGACUGUGACUAGCUACAACGCAGUGCCAGAAAACUGGCAAUUUGGCCAAACAUUUUCAGGCGGUCAAUUCUAGCUUUUGAAGACAAACAAUUCUCAUUGAUUGUUGUGUGAUGACAUCUAUAUAUGGUUUGCGAGAGAAGAGAGGGGGUAGGGUAGGAAAGGCAUGGCCAAUAUGUCUGGCUGUUGCUGAGGUGGUUUAUUAGCACCCGCUGGGCCUUUAUAUAUGCAGCAUAAAAUUGAAAGAUAUAGUUCCUUUACAGUUUACAUACAUAGGAAUGUUCAUUCGUCGCCUUCUGUUUGAUUUCAAGGCCAUGAACAUCGUUAUUGGUUUGGUAGAUUUAGUCCCCAAUUUGGUCUGAAACCCAGUUGGAACAUUUAAAUUUGCGUAGUUUUACUGUAUACUAAUUAAUUUCUUUGGUCUUGUACUUAUCUACGAAUAAAAAUCCGUCGUGCAUUUAUGUAUCAUCAAA